UACAUAAAGUCAAUUGGUCAAAAGUCGAUCUGUGUAAACCUAACAAAAAAGAAGAGAAGUUUGUUUUUGUUUUAUCACAUAUACAACUGCAUUACACUCAUUCGUAAACAACAGAAGAAGACAAUCAACUCCUGUUUUGCACAUAUAGAACUCGAGUGAAUUUGCAUUGAGACAAACUGGUUGCACGUAAAUGGAAAGCUCUUCGGUUGUAGAUAAACGAAAAGACACUAAUGGAUAAUAUUGAUGUGAACUAUGGACCGCUGCACACGAAUCGACAUCAAGUCUUAGCCAAAUAUAGUACGGCACUCAGACAAUUGCGUGCAUUUGCCGAGAAACACUAUGAGGUGCGUCCUUUUGUCUUCGAUAACUUUGUGCUCUUCCAAUACUUUCAACAAAGCUCCAGUGAUAGUAACAAUGAAUCGUCAGGCGGUUCCGGAUCGGAGGAGAGAGCCAGCCGUGUUGGCAUUAUGGGGUUUUCACCCAUGAAUUAUCUGAAAAUGGAAUUGCUCAAUCACAUACUGGAUCGUAAACGGCAAAUUUUAUACUAUAUAUUUUUUCUGAUCUUGGCCCUGCUUUGCUUCUUUGUGUACCGUCAUGAGGUGGCGUCGUCCGAACGUAAUAUGCAAUCGUCGAUAGUUUAUCCCGGUAUGCGUAUAUGGCGUCGUAUGACAUUGCCGUUGAUACAACGAUUUCCACGAUUAACUGAACUCUACGAUGAGUCCUGUCUCAUGGGUAAUCCAUUUUUUCAAGUGAUGGAUGAUCUAAGCUGUUCGACGUGUGCCCAUGUCGAUGGUGUCAUCGAUUUGACCAACACCAUGGAUAGUAUGGGAAUUAGUGAUGAGAAGGAUGGAAGUAAUGAAAGCGAGGGUGGAGCAGAUGCCUCUGCGUUGAACAAACUGUUGUAUUCGGAGUAUGUGCCUUUUGUGUUUAAGAUAAAUCAAGAGCCCAUUGAACUUGAAGAUUUUCACAAAAUAUUUGUGGACAAUCAGGAAAUCUUUCGUCGUGAUGCAUAUCGGGUUCAAUCGACAAAUCGAGAUAUUAACAAUCUUGAUGAAUUGUUUAGCCAAUUCAAUCAGACAGUGAAACAACAAGCUCAUAAUUUAUGGCGUUGUAAUCGCAUGAUACCAGCACGUCUAUUGCGACAGCUGAUACCGAGACCAGCCAAGCUACCAAGUAGUUUGGCCCUAGAAAGAUUCAUGGCAAUUGAUACAAUUCAAGCCCCAUCAUAUACUCUACCAGACACUGAGUGUCCUCAUGUAUACAUUCAACAGGCAUUGGGUACACGUUUCAUAAUACUCCGACCAACCAGUGAGUGUCGUCAUCGUUGUCGUACACUAUCCAUGCGUUUGCCACAAUCUUUUGUCUUAAGUUAUAAUCGUUAUUGGAAACCGAUCUCUGCCCCUGAUCCAGUAUCGGAUACCAUGUCUAUCAGUCUUAUUGGAUCUUAUUGUUAAAUUAAACCAAAUACAAUAUUAUGCAUAUAUGUUUGCACAUAUGGGAAUCUUAAUAACAAAAAGCUACCAAGUUACCCGGGAGGCAGCUUAUGUUGUGUUUUGAUUUUUGGUGUUUUGAAUCCGAUAUAUGCAAAUCCAUCAACAUCAAAUUGCAAAUUUUUUUAAAAAUGUCCUAUCAUCAUCUCAACACAAAAGCAACUACACAUAAAUAUUUUUAAUUUACAUAUGUGUUCAGUUGAUUUCCCUUUUUAGGAAACCACAACAAAAAAUUCUAGCAGUGUUUUAUUGUUGAAAGAAAAGAAAUUAGUUUUAAUUAAUAUCCAAAUUGAACACUAACAUUAAGAAGCCUAGUAUAGGUUCAUCUAAGAACGAGUCCAAAAUUAGCAAUGACAUUUUUUAAUACGAUAAUGAAAACAAAACAAAAAAACAAUUGGAAUACAUUAUUUAGAAACAAAAUAUUUUGCUUGAAUGUCAAUUAAGUUUAUUUUGUUUACAACCACUAUAGGAACUUAGUACUAGGCUUUUAACAAUUUUAUAACCAAUUAAAUGUUUAUACCUACUAUA
Messenger RNA from Musca domestica (house fly), 2018 nucleotides. RefSeq lists its product as uncharacterized. Bases 231 to 1454 code for a protein of 407 amino acids. Lineage: Eukaryota; Metazoa; Arthropoda; Insecta; Diptera; Muscidae. The record is from RefSeq and is a predicted model, not a curated record. The transcript has 4 exons.